Molecule: messenger RNA, 246 nt
Organism: Linum tenue
Lineage: Eukaryota; Viridiplantae; Streptophyta; Magnoliopsida; Malpighiales; Linaceae
Source: the annotation of a GenBank genome assembly
AUGCUCGUUCUGCAUCCGGAGAAGCCGGAAAUCGUGUUUUUAGAGGUCCGCGAUAGUCAUCGGGGCGGUGGUAACAAGGAGGCUGCUACCACGGUUUUCACUUGCGAUAUGAGGAAGGGAAAUCUGGAGUAUUUCGCUCGAGUGAAACGAGGUGCGUCUCGUUGGCCGGUGUUCCAUCCUCGAGCCAAUUACAAGUGUUUGCCUACCCCGAUUCCAAGGCAUCUGAAGGGAGCCUCAACUGUUUGA